Molecule: messenger RNA, 1822 nt
Organism: Vombatus ursinus (common wombat)
Lineage: Eukaryota; Metazoa; Chordata; Mammalia; Diprotodontia; Vombatidae
Gene: BIN3
Product: bridging integrator 3
Exons: 9
Coding region: 87-848 (253 amino acids)
Biological process (GO): plasma membrane tubulation; actin cortical patch localization; endocytosis
Cellular component (GO): actin cortical patch; cytoplasm
Molecular function (GO): protein binding; lipid binding
Source: RefSeq, a predicted model, not a curated record
UCCGGAAGUGGCCGUGGCAAAGGGGGUUGAGGGCUGAGGCCUGGGCCGGGGCCGCAACGAGCGGCUCAGACAGCGGCGCCGCCGCCAUGAGCUGGAUUCCAUUCAAGAUUGGGCAGCCCAAGAAACAGAUUGUCCCCAAGACAGUGGAAAGAGACUUUGAAAGGGAAUAUGGAAAACUCCAGCAGCUGGAGGAUCAGACCAAGAAGCUGCAGAAGGACCUGAAAAAGAGCACCGAUGCUGAUCUGGCCAUGUCCAAAUCAGCUGUGAAGAUCUCUUCUGAUCUCCUCUCCAACCCACUUUGUGAGCAAGACCAGGAAUUUUUAAACAUGGUGACUGCGCUAGAUACAGCCAUGAAACGGAUGGAUGCCUUUAACCAGGAGAAGGUGAACCAGAUCCAAAAGACCGUGAUUGAGCCCCUAAAAAAGUUUGGCAGUGUCUUCCCCAGCCUCAACAUGGCGGUGAAAAGGCGGGAACAAGCCCUGCAGGACUACAAACGGCUGCAGUCCAGGGUGGAAAAGUAUGAGGAGAAGGAAAAGACAGGGCCAGUCCUGGCCAAACUCCACCAGGUACGAGAAGAGCUUCGGCCUGUGAAGGACGACUUUGAAGCCAAGAACAGACAGCUUCUAGAGGAGAUGCCUCGUUUCUACAGCAGCCGACUUGACUACUUCCAGCCAAGUUUUGAGUCACUGAUCCGGGCCCAGGUUGUGUACUACACUGAGAUGCACAAGAUCUUCAGAGACUUAACCCAACAGCUGGACCAACCUGGUCAUACAGAUGAGCAGAGGGAGCAGGAGAAUGAAACCAAGCUGAGCGAGCUCCGAGCCCUCUCCAUUGUGGCUGAUGACUGAACUCUACACAGAAUCCCCUCCGGGGCAGAGGUCCUCAUGCCACAUACACUCUCAGACCCAGUAAAGCCAACUCUGUGGUGAAGGGCAGUAGCUACUAUAAAACUUUGCCAUGACCCAUUGGCAAAGGGAGCAAAAGCCACAUCUGCUGCCUUUCACUGGCCCUUAGACCAAACGUAACCCUCUUGUUGGAGAGCGACUCCCCCUCACAUCCUCAAGUUGUAGGUGGUCUCAUUUUAGUGCCAUGCCAUAGAAUGUCCAGCUCUAAGCAAGCUAAUGCCUUCUCUGGAGAGGAACAGUGGUGGACAGUGAAACCAGAUAAUUAGUGUAAAAGAACAGGCAUGAGGGCUUUUCUUUCCAGAAUAACUGGUCCAACAUAGACCUGUUUCCUGUCUCACCCUAGAGCAGUGGGUAACUUAAGUCCAUCAGCCGCAGAUGUACAAGCAAGUCAACUCAAGCUGGGCCAGAACACUGGAGUCUUGAAUUUGAAGUCAGGGAGUUUUUUGGCUGUUAGGCCAUGUAGCAUGCUGAUCUGCUUUAUUGUAUUGCUUCAGUACUCUAGCCUUGCUUCUGCUGGUGAACCUUUCGCCUCAAAAGUCAUUUUGUCUACAUUAGAGGUAGGGCAGAUAACUUGAGGGCAAAUCAAAGCUGUUGUCUUCUCUGAUAUGCCAUGACAAGGACAAAGGAACCUGCCCCGGUUUCUAAGUGUUAAGAAAAAGUUAGUCUAUCUUCUUUCCAGUCUGCGUCCUGUGCCUCAACCAAGUAAAGAGUUCUAAGUUUUCCACCAGAGAUAACCUUUUAGGGUCUGGAAGCUAGCUUAAAAUGUAAAUUUAAUGCUGUUAUUUCUAUUCAUCUGUAACUCAGGAGCCCCAUGGAAAGGGCAAAAGUCUGGGCUCCCCUGACUUCAAUACUGGGGAUUUUAUUUUUUCAAGGAAACUUAAAAUAAAGCCUACCCAUAUUGCUGGUUCUCUCAGUAA